Bicyclus anynana (squinting bush brown) is the source of this 3245-nucleotide messenger RNA. RefSeq names its product inter-alpha-trypsin inhibitor heavy chain H4. The record is from RefSeq and is a predicted model, not a curated record. Lineage: Eukaryota; Metazoa; Arthropoda; Insecta; Lepidoptera; Nymphalidae.
AUUUUCAUCAUGAAGUCCCGACAACUGAUUAUAGCAUUGUGCAUAAGUGUUAUAGCAAGUUCUACGGCGCUUCCCACCCGGAAUGAACUUGUAGUAUUUCGAGAUGACUCUUCAGAAGCCUCUAACCUAAUUAGUGGGAUUUUCGAUGUCCCCACGGAUAUCAAAAUAACAGAGAUGCGCGUACGCUCUGAAAUAGCCCUCCGAUAUGCGUGCACUUCUGUGGUGACUCACGUGCGGAACCCUAAAAAACAGCCUCAGGAGGUUACGUUCCGUAUGCUGCUGCCUGACACUGCCUUCAUCAGUAACUUUACCAUGAUUUUAGGUGGGAAAUGCUACAAAGCGUACGUUAGAGAAAAAUUAGAAGCUCAACAGAUUUACAAUCAAUCGGUAGCGGAGGGGCUUAGCGCUGCUCACGUUGCAACCGAAGCACGAGACUCGAAUCACUUCGUUGUAUCAGUGAACGUGCAAGGCAAUUCCACAGCUGUCUUUGACUUGAGAUACGAAGAAUUUCUGGUCCGGCGUAAUGGUCUAUACAACCAUGCUAUCAAUUUGAAUCCUGGAGGUCCUGUGCAAAAAAUGGAGGUCGUUGUGCGUAUCAAGGAAUCACAAAAGAUCACUAAACUGUUUGUUCCUGAAAUAAGAUCUGGCAACGAGGUUGAUGCGACGGAAAAAGAUACGCAAAACUCUAAAGCAGAAAUUCGUAGAGGUAACAGCAAACGGGAGGUAAUCGUUACUUUUGCUCCUGAUUUGAUAGAACAGGAAAGACUUGCUGAAGUUUAUGAGAGAAAAUCCAAAGACAAGAACUCAAUGGAAAAGUUCAUAGGCUAUAGUAGCGAUGAAGACGAGAGCGAACGAGAAGGUUCAACACUCGGCCAGUUCGUAGUACAGUAUGACGUUGAGCGAUCUAAUAAUGGUGAAGUUUUGGUAAAUGAUGGUUAUUUUGUACACUUCUUGGCUCCCACGUCGCUGCCGCCUUUAAACAAGUACGUGGUUUUCGUGCUGGAUACUUCUGGCUCCAUGAUGGGCAGGAAAAUCGAUCAGCUGCGAAGCGCAAUGGCGGCCAUCCUCUCCGAUCUCAAUCCAAACGACUAUUUCAAUAUUGUCGAAUUCAACUCCGUCGUUACGGUUCACGAACUAAAGGAGGCGGAUGACGCUCAGUCGGCUUGGUACAGCAAUUCGGCGCUGGUGCCACCAGCUCGCGCAACGCCGGAAAACAUUGAUAAGGCAAAAGUUAUAGUAUCCGAACUUGAUGUUUCUGGAGUUACCGAUAUCCACAGCGCGCUGGAAAUGGCAUUCAACCUUGUAAGACAGGAAAUAGCUCAGGAAGAUGGAAAAGAAUUACCAAAUGGAGACACUGGUCCUAGCGAUACAGAUACAAAUGGAAGUCCCAGCGAAACAGACACAAAUGUUGAUGAGGUAGCAAAUAUAGAAAAAGAUUUGGAGCGUAUGGUCAUAUUUCUGACAGACGGCGAUGCCAACGAAGGCGAAACUAGUGCCGCCCGAAUCGUUACUUCAAUUACUAGGAAAAACUCUGGACAUAAACGUGCUUCCUUAUACACACUCGCAUUUGGUGAAGAAGCGAACCGCGUCUUCUUGCGUGAGCUAUCGCUUCGCAAUGAAGGCUUCAUGCGACAGAUCUACGUGGCAGCUGACGCGGCACUACAACUGUACGAUUUCUACCGACAGGUGUCUUCGCCGCUCCUCUCUCAUGUGCAGUUCCAAUAUCCCCGCAGACAGAUAAAAGAAGGCUCCGUGAGUCGCACUCAGUUCCGCAGCAUCAACGCAGGCUCCGAGGUGGCGGUCGUCGGCCAGAUCGCCGAAGACGUCAACGAGAUCACGCCGACAGUUCGCGGCGUGCGUAGCAGCGGCGAUGGCUCUGGCAGGAAAACUUACAAAUCCAACCCGAUAGUGGCUGUAAACAACACAACAGACGAGCACCUGCCGCUGGAGCGCCUGUGGGCGUACCUCACUAUCAGACAGCUGCUGGAUCAGCACGAGGCUGACCACAAUUACAGCAACGACGAGAACAGCCCUGGACAGAAGGCUUUGAAUAUAGCUCUCCAGUACGCGUUUGUGACACCCCUGACAUCGUUAGUAGUGGUUAGGCCAGAUGAAAAAGGAGCUAACGAAAUGCGAUCUCGAUACGAAUACGCGCCUCGCUCUCCGCCUAUCAUGGCACCCGUCGUACCAGAAGCUACUUUGCAUACCUCAAACGAGUACGCCUCAGACGGUUUCAGUGCAUUUCCUAUGUCUGCUGCUCUUGUACCAGGCAAUACAAUGAAAACUUACUCCGUUGAUCGUCAUUUCGUGGGCCCUACUCUUAGAGCUGGAGGAGUAGGCCGAAUCCCAAAAAGUUACGCCCACACUCUCAAUACUGCGUCCAGGGCAAGCACAGCACGAUUCACUGCAAUCUCAGAUCAUUCAAAUCCUACAGGGUCUGUGGUAGUGAUUACGUCAAGUCGAGUAAACAACCGCUUUUUUAAUGAUCACAGAUACAGUCAACAUAGACACAAUAUAGGAGAUCAAUUUGAACGUCCUCAAGAUUCGAUAAUCUUCAGCCCUGGGCGCAUGAUCACUGCACCUGGCCCAGAGCGCAUAGCCACUGCAGUUAAAACCGUGCCGGAUGUCACACUCACCACGGGAGGUAGAUUCAAUUCGAUGACCGAAAGGAAUUACGUCACUACGCCGCCAUACAUGGAAUCUAACUCGGGAGCUGGUUCGAUAAGCCUAAACAUACCUGAAAUAGAUGAACAACAUAAAAUAAUAGGGGGCAAUAGUUAUGGAAAUCAUCAAAAUGGUCCUUUUGCUAAGGGGGAAAAUGGAAAUUAUCAAGCAAGACAUUUUGGUGGACGUGACUAUAGAAUCGGCGGUUACGAGAUAAACGAAAGUCCUGUUGCUCUAGAAAAGAACGAAGUCUCGAGUGAACAAAGAAUGAGUGAUUGGAACAAACUAUACAACAGUAUGGGGCCAGUUGUGAUGCUCAAAACAAAUUCAACUCGAGUAUUCCUGAAACUCAUAGAAGAUGGUCCCCCACCGGAAACUGCCGGCGGGGAUGAAGAGUGCUCGAACGCAAUCGCAGUGGAUGAACACGUGGACGAAGAUAGUGUUUGCGUAUACAUCACACGUUGCUACGACAUGACAGACAUAAUAGCCAACGAGGAUUAUAUAAAAAGCUACUGCGUCAUCAACGAUGGAUAUGCCGGGGUUUGCUGUCCAAGAAGUUUAGUGUAUGAUUAAAUUAGUGA